Molecule: messenger RNA, 1367 nt
Organism: Hermetia illucens (black soldier fly)
Lineage: Eukaryota; Metazoa; Arthropoda; Insecta; Diptera; Stratiomyidae
Product: aquaporin-1-like
Exons: 7
Coding region: 433-1170 (245 amino acids)
Biological process (GO): transmembrane transport
Cellular component (GO): plasma membrane
Molecular function (GO): water channel activity
Source: RefSeq, a predicted model, not a curated record
GUAGUGGUUUGUAAAUAAAAAGUGUCAAACAUACAAAAGUCAUGCAUCCGAACAGGAAAUUCUAAAAUUUUUUUUCAAAGUAAUUUAUUGCGUUUAGUUUCUACAAAUUGUUUGUUUGGAAGCAGGAAAGUUUUGUGAAAAAGUUUUCGUAAAUGGAACUUAUAAAAAUAUACAAUUUCUACAUAUUUAAGUUGGCAUCAUAAUUUUGCGAUAACUGCGAUAAAGACUUAUGUCCUUAAACAAUUUUUUUGUUGCCAAAUAACAAAAUUUUUGCAAAUAUUUAAAGGAUUUUUUAUAUACACAUACAUGCACUGAGGUCGUACUCACAACACCUUCUGGAGGGAUGAUUCAUUGAUGGCAGAUUACCCAAGAACAUUUUCGUAACUUGCCACAGGAUCCGUGAUAUAUCAUUUGAGGAGAAGUUUAGACAAAAUGAGCAAGUUGAAGCCGCGCGAUGUUCAUUAUGAUUUAGGAGCCAAUGAGUUCGGAAACAAUGCAGUACGCUUUAUCCAAGCACUGGUUGCAGAAUUUGUAGGCACAUUUAUUCUGCUAUUCUUCGGCGUCGGCUCCUGUACACAAAGCCAAGAGAUAGUUCCAGUUUCGCUUGUGUUUGGAUUCUCUCUAACGAUAGCUGUCGUGGUGGCAGGCCAGAUAAGUGGAGGCCAUGUGAAUCCUGCAGUAACUAUUGGCCUCUUGGUUAUUGGCAGGAUUACUUUUAUUCGAGCAAUAUGUUAUGUAAUCGUCCAAUUUUGCGGAGCUAUUUUUGCAACAUUUAUUCUCUCCUUAUUGGUCUCGGGUGAAAUAAGUCAAGGGCAUACUAUCCUGAGGAGAGAAAUAAGCGCCUUCCAAGGCAUGUGCCUGGAAUUAGCAGGAACUACAGUGCUAUUGUUAGUAAUUCUCGGAUCUGUUGACAACAAGAAAGUGUUACAGCCAAUUGCGCCCUUCAUGAUUGGCUUAGCUUUAGCAACGAAUUGCUUAGCCAUUGGCAAAUAUACGGGUUCCAGUUUGAACCCGGCAAGAACCAUGGGGACUGCCAUACUGUCUAACGAUUUCAGCGAUCAUUGGAUUUACUGGGUUGGGCCCAUUUUGGGAGGGAUUUUAGGUGCUGUAAUUUAUGUGGUUUUCAUAGAAGAAAAGAAUGGAUCAUCAGCAGUUGGAGAGGCAGUUUAAUCUGAUAAAUAACGCAUACACUCUAUCGAAAGUUUGCAUAUAACAUAUAUUUAUAUAUGUAAACGCCUUCAGCCGCAACCAAACCGACAUGUAUACGCACAUGUAUAUAUGUGAUACAUAAUCAUUUAAUGAGUUAAGUUUUUCCUAAAGUGUACCUUUGAUCAUUCGACAAAAAUUAUACGAAAUCAGCUGCAGAA